CGAGACAGCACCAAACCGACAUUGUGCUACUUCCGCUUGCCUGUCGAGCCUGUCUGUGCUGGUCUGAUCAAGAUGGAUCACGAAGUGCGCUGUUUCGGAUUGGAUCCUGCGCGAACACCUGUGACACUGGGAAUUGAACCUUUCCAACCGUGAAAUUGCCUGUGAUAGUCACUCCACGCUAGACGGAAAACGGAAGCCCCCUGGGCCCCCCUUGUGCAUUCUCGUCCCGCUAUCUUCGAGAUCCGGCUCCGCUUCCAAGUCGACAACAUCGGCCCGCGCAGGGGUGGACAACAAACCAUCUUCGGCGCUGAUUCUCAGCCGGGCCCAUGGCACCUAGCCUGCCAUACAUUGCACCUCCCGGGACCCCGCCAACUCCGGCCUCCGUCGCCCGAGACACCGGCCGCGGUGAGCCCUCGUUCCAGUUUACUUGCGACGACUACGACGGCGAUCGGGAUCGAGACGAACCAGCCAUUGAUUUGGCGGAUACCCAGCCGCCAGCGGCCUCCCCUCGAAGUAGUCCCGCCGCCUUCCUCCAUCCUCACCACGCAUCGUCGUCGCUGCGUCCACCAACUCCGGAGUCUGCCUUUGCCAUGGCAACCGACGAUGGGCUCGCAAAUGGGGAGCCCAGUGCGGCGGCCCCGAAAAACCCGUUCAACUUCCAGACCCAAUUCAUAUCAACAUCCCCGGUGAAGUCUAAUAUCGGUCAGCGACGAGGUCACCGUUACAAACACAGUUCAAUAAGCGCACAACACCAGAUCUUCCAGGAGCCGCCGCCGCGACCGCCGCCCGUUCUCCCCGCCUCCCUCCCAAUACCUACCUUGAAAGAAGCCUGGGCGAGCAUGCAGCGCGACCAGCGCGCCCGUCUCUGGUGGUGCUGCUGCCAUGCCGCGGUAGCCAUGUACGUCUUCUUCAGCGCCGAGGGCUCGCUCGCCAUGACAGCGCUCUCCCACCUCGUCUUCUUCGAUGUCGGGUCGGCGGCCGUGUGCGUAGCCGUCGACGUGCUGGGUAACUUCGAAGUCUGGCGGCGCUCCAGCAUCCGCCACCCCUUUGGCCUGCAGCGCGCCGAGGUCCUCGCCGGGUUCGCCAUGUCCGUCUUCCUCGUGUUUGGCGGCUUCGACCUCAUUUCUCACAACCUCAAGAACUUCCUCGAGUCCGUUGGCGACCACACCCCGCACCAUCCCCCAACAGCUAGCGAGCCCGUCGACGCCCACGGCCACGGUGGUCACGCCCACAGCGCGCGCUAUAUCUCCCCCGGGACGGUGGACUUUGCGAGUCUUGCCGCCGUAGUGAGCACUCUAGUCAGCGCGUACGGCCUGCGCAACCACAGCCGUAUCCGCCGGGUUGUGCGGGUGCCCUUUCCCUACCUCGCCAAACUCCUGCCCGGGGCAACAAUCCUCGCCAACCCCUUCCACUUCCUGACCCUCUGCUUCUCCUUCCUGAUGCUGCUCCUCCCGCUAGUCAGCAUACCGCACUUCGUCUGGCUCGACGCCCUGCUCUGCGCCGCCAUCGCGGCAAGCAUGUUCGUGCUGGGCACCAGGCUGGCCGUCGCGCAGGGGCUGAUGCUGCUCAUGAGCUACAGCGGCUUACCCCCCGCUAAGGCCAACCACAACCCCAACAGGACGGUGUCCGAGAAGAAGACGGACACCGUCGUCACCACCCACAACAGCAGCGCCACGAGUGUGUCAGCCGUCGUGCGGGAGAUCGAGUCGGAACCACAGGUCGCGCGCGUCGAGGAGGCGCAGUUCUGGCAGGUGCACUACGGGCUGGCGAUGGCCAACCUGAAGGUCCGUGUUGCCCGCGGCUAUGGUGAUGAUAAUGCUCUGAGCCAGCUGCGGAGUCGAUUGGCCAGGGUGGUGCAGAAUCGGCUGGGCGAAGGCUAUGGGAGGGGAGGGAACUUGAGGUGGGAGGUUACCGUGCAGACUUGCACGGAUGGGUAG
This is a messenger RNA of Chaetomium strumarium, 1937 nucleotides long. Its product is annotated as cation efflux family-domain-containing protein. Gene Ontology annotation, cellular component: cytoplasmic vesicle; Golgi apparatus; membrane. Gene Ontology annotation, biological process: zinc ion import into Golgi lumen; intracellular zinc ion homeostasis. Gene Ontology annotation, molecular function: zinc ion transmembrane transporter activity. The transcript has 2 exons. The record is from RefSeq and is a predicted model, not a curated record. NCBI's taxonomy places the organism in Eukaryota, Fungi, Ascomycota, Sordariomycetes, Sordariales, Chaetomiaceae. The coding region runs from base 327 to 1937 and encodes 536 amino acids.